Molecule: messenger RNA, 510 nt
Organism: Pyricularia oryzae 70-15
Lineage: Eukaryota; Fungi; Ascomycota; Sordariomycetes; Magnaporthales; Pyriculariaceae
Exons: 2
Coding region: 1-510 (169 amino acids)
Source: RefSeq, a predicted model, not a curated record
AUGACCAAGAUCUGGGCAGAAACCGAGGGACUAUCCCAAACCGAUGCCGAUGGGAUUUCACACUUUGUCACAGACGAGACAGUCAUGCUGCUCAUGCAAGAGUGGGCCGACGAGCAGCUGUCCACCUCGGGCAGCCCAGCCCUCCCAGACCACCAGGCCCUCGCGGCGGCAUCACGGCCAGACCCCAGCGCCACCGAGCACCGUGCACCAGCCGCCCGGCUAGUCCUAGACUGCCUCGGCGCCCUCACGGCGCACCGCUCGUGCGACCUGCCUUGGGACUUUGGUCGAAUCGGGUCCGACGACAUCCGCAUCCGGGCCGAGGAGGUCCUGCUCCGCGCCAUGCAGCUGUACCUGCUGACUUAUGCCUCGUCGGAUCCGCGGGUCGAGGCCAUGUGUCCGACCACGGGCGAACAGGCGUUUGGGCCCUGGCCGGGUUAUGAUCCGGUCGCGACUUAUCGGUUUGAUGCCCCGGGACGGGCUGCAGUUUGCGGAAGUGAAGGGUGGCGGUGA